UCCAGCUAUAAAAGUACGCUAAACAGGCUACCAGCUCGCAAUCAAAUCAGAGCUGUGUCGUCGUCAGCAUCGCGUUCCACCCACCCAAGCACACAAGUUCCGGCGACUAAACCAAAAACUUCAACAUGAAAGCUUCACUAGCCAUUUUAAUUGUGCUCGUGUUUGCCGGCUUAGCAGCGGCCGACAAGCAAUACACCAACAAGUUCGACAAUGUCAAUGUGGACGAGGUGUUGGGAAACAACCGCAUCUUAAACAACUAUAUUAAGUGCCUGAUGGAGAAAGGUCCCUGCACGCCCGAGGGACGUGAGCUGAAACGACUGCUGCCAGAUGCUCUCGAGUCUGAAUGCUCAAAGUGUACUGAUGUGCAGCGUCGCAACUCGAACAAGGUCAUCAACUACCUUCGCGUAAACAAGCCCGGCGAGUGGAAGCUGCUCCUGGAUAAAUACGAUUCGAAGGGCAUUUACAGGGCCAAGUACGAGGCAGCAUCGAAAAAAGGCCAUUAAUACUGCAUCAUAGUUUUCCAAACCAUUUCACAUUAAAAACAAACUUAACUUAAAACACAAUAAAAAUUGAACUUUUUAUACCUAUUUACUGUAAA
Messenger RNA from Scaptodrosophila lebanonensis, 598 nucleotides. Its product is annotated as ejaculatory bulb-specific protein 3. The record is from RefSeq and is a predicted model, not a curated record. Bases 126 to 503 code for a protein of 125 amino acids. The transcript has 2 exons. NCBI's taxonomy places the organism in Eukaryota, Metazoa, Arthropoda, Insecta, Diptera, Drosophilidae.